AUGUUGACGAUUAAAAUUCUUAUUACUCUUUUGUUGUGCCAACAUGUUCCAGCUAAUCUAGUUAUAAAUAAUUACAAGCAACUUAUUAAACCAUUAGUAUCUUUAAACGAUUGUUUGGUAACAAUAAUCAAAAGAAGUUUGAAAAAGGACUAUAUAACAAUAUCUUUACCCGAAUUUGGUAAUAACAUAACUGACCUAUUUCCUUUUAUUUAUCCUCAGUUUAUUCAAAAAGGAAAACGAGAAGUUAUGAUAAAAACCAAACAUCUGCAAUAUCAUUCUUUCAAAAAUUAUGCAGAUAUAAGCGAAACAGCAAUAAAUUUUGUUAUUUUUUUAAACAACCACGACGAAGAUGAUAUAAACAUAGACGUAAGAACUUGGAAUCACGACAAGGCUAAAUUUUUAAUAGUCACCCAAGAGAUUUUAGAACCAAAUUCAAUUAGGAUCAGAGAAAUAUUUAUCAAUUUGUCUAAGAAAAAGAUUAUAAACCCACUACUGUUAGCAAGGAAAUGCGAAUUGUCCAGCAGUUGGGAAUUGUACAAAUGGAACCCGUCUACAGAAGUUUGCAACGAACUUUCAGGAGAAGUGAUACAUUUAAAACCAUGUUUAUUUGGUAACGCCACUAAAAAAAUACACAUUAAAAGAGGUAUGGACUUAAAGUAUCAAAAUUGUACUAUCCGGGCAGGGUAUUUUGCUGCUCCGCCGUAUACGGCGGCGAAGACUGUCUCAAGUAACUAUGUAAACUAUGGUAUCGAAAUGGACAUACUCCACAUCGUAGCCAAGAAGUUAAACUACAAUGUGAUUUAUUAUAAAUGCGAUAUUAUGGGCGAAAUGAUCGACGAUCAUUCCGGAAAUGGAAACUUUGACAAAUUGCUUAAUUUUGAGGUAGAUAUUAUUCUUGGAGGCUACACAAAAACGGUGGUGAGAUACCGAUCAUUCGAUUAUACAAUGUACUACAUAGCUGAUUCACUCACUUGUUGUGUUCCUUUCUAUCCUGUAGUACGCAUUCAUUCCGUGGAUAUAACACGAAUAUUUGGAGGGGUCACAAUUUUAAUAUCAAUUAUAUUAGCAUUUUCACUUUUUGCAGUGAUACUAUACAUAAGUAAUGUCAUCUUAAGAAAUAGCAGACACUUCAUAAGCCCAACAAAAGUUAUUGCUACAAUUUUUAAAGUAACCAUAACCAUAGCAUCUAUAAACAGCAUACCAUUAACUUUCAGUGGACAUUUUGCGAUGAUGUUAACUAUAUUUCAAUCAUUCUAUUUAACUCAAAUGUUUACUAUAUUUAUAACGAGAAGUUUAUUGUUUAAAAUUUUCGAUCAGAAAUAUUCGAGCUUUGAGGCUAUUUUGGAAAAUAAUUUGACCACAUAUUACAGCAGAAACUCAAUAAGAUCAUUUAAUGACUCAGAGUCUGAAAUAAGACGACAGUAUUGGAUAAACUGUGAUGAUUCUCGAAUUUGCUUGCGUGAAGUGGCGUUCAACAGAACCGCCGUCCUUUACAGUUCCCAAAUAGUUACGCAAUAUGUGGCUACAAAUUUUUUUUCAGCUGAUAAUGAUCCGUUAGUUCAUUGCUAUGAUAAUUAUGUUACCAUGUUGCCGACCAUGUACAUGCAAAAGGGUAGUAUUUUAUUUAAAACUGUCAAUGACGUUAUUUUCCGCAUCACCGAAGGAGGCUUUAUUUAUAAGUGGUUAAAGGAUAUGAGCUGGUAUAAGCGUGUAAUGGCGAAGGAGGUUCUUGACAUUAGUUUUCAAACUGCUAGAGAAACUAAAAUAAGCUACCGACAUUUAAUACCCGUUUUCAAAAUUUUACUCAUUUCGUAUGGUAUAUCCACAAUUAUAUUUAUUGGAGAAAUUGCUACGAAGCACUUUAAAAGGCCUUUUCUUUUUUUCUAUAGGCGUCAUCAUUGUAAACCAGUAACAUUCUAUAACUAG
Messenger RNA from Diabrotica balteata, 1926 nucleotides. The record is from the annotation of a GenBank genome assembly. NCBI's taxonomy places the organism in Eukaryota, Metazoa, Arthropoda, Insecta, Coleoptera, Chrysomelidae.